Molecule: messenger RNA, 762 nt
Organism: Zingiber officinale
Lineage: Eukaryota; Viridiplantae; Streptophyta; Magnoliopsida; Zingiberales; Zingiberaceae
Product: E3 ubiquitin-protein ligase SINA-like 2
Exons: 2
Coding region: 1-762 (253 amino acids)
Molecular function (GO): zinc ion binding
Source: RefSeq, a predicted model, not a curated record
AUGGAGAACAGCAGCAGUGACAACAAUGGCGUAGCAACCGUCACCUUGAAUCUCAAGUUUCUUGACUGCCCUCUCUGCUCCGCCCCUCUCAUGCCGCCCAUCUUCCAGUGCCCGACAGGCCAUGUCGCGUGUGAUACAUGCCACAAGAAGCUCAACGACCAGUGCCCCUCCUGCCCUCUUCCGCUUGGCUACACUAGAAACCGUGCCCUGGAGCAUAUCGCCGACUCUGCUACCGUCCCCUGCCCCAACGCAUCCUACGGCUGCGACCAAACCAUUCCUUACUCCCGUCCCAGCAGCCACUCCUGGAACUGCAGUUUUUCACCUCACUUCUGCCCGCUUCCUCAUUGCGAUCACAAAGCGCCCACAUCAGAUAUUGUAAGACACUUGGGUAAUCACCACCGUGUCCCAGUUAAUUUCUACAAGUGCAAAGACACAGCUCAAGUGCGCUUCAGUAACAUGAAUCCAUUGCUGGUUCUCCAACUGGACGAUUCGAUCUUAUGUCUUCUGCGAAACAGCGCCAUGCCCUCGGGCCGAGCAAUCUCGAUUGUGUGCAGACAACCACUGAGGCGCUGGACGAUUUUGCGCAAAAAAUUUUUGUACAAGAUUGUGGCGAAAAAUGAGGGUGGAACAAAACUUGUAAUAGAUAAUGCCGAGAUGAAGUUCUGCGAAGAAGAUUCCUCUGACGUUUUCCUGUACUUACCUGAGAAAUUCUACUGCAAUGAUGCGGAACUCCAGAUUGAAGUCUGCAUUUGGAAAGUAUGA